This is a messenger RNA of Ornithorhynchus anatinus (platypus), 2049 nucleotides long. Its product is annotated as extracellular calcium-sensing receptor-like. Gene Ontology annotation, molecular function: G protein-coupled receptor activity. Lineage: Eukaryota; Metazoa; Chordata; Mammalia; Monotremata; Ornithorhynchidae. Bases 1 to 2049 code for a protein of 682 amino acids. The record is from RefSeq and is a predicted model, not a curated record. Gene Ontology annotation, biological process: G protein-coupled receptor signaling pathway. The transcript has 7 exons. Gene Ontology annotation, cellular component: membrane.
AUGGGCAUCCUGACCGGCCAGGGGCAGGCCCUGCCCAACGUCGGCUGCCGGGCCGGACCCCCGGCUGUCGCCGUGGUCGGCGAGGUCAGCUACGCCUCCACCGUGGCCUCCCUCGGCGACCGGACGCAGUUCCCGUCCUUCCUGCGGACGACGCCCAGCGACCUCUCCCUUCUGUCCGCCCUGGUCAGGCUGGUGCUGCACUGGGGGUGGAGCUGGGUGGGCAUACUGGCCCAGGACGACGAGUACGGGCAGCAGGGGGGCUGCCUGCUGAGGGCCGAGCUAGAGAAGGCGGGCACUUGCACGGAGUUCCUCCUGGACAUCCCCACGUCCCAGGCCCCGGAGAAGGUCCGGCUCACCGUGGCGGCCCUCGGGGCGUCCACGGCCAGGGCCGUGGUGACCCUGCAGGAGACGCUGAGCUUGGUGGGGUCCCGGGUGGAGAUCCCCGGCUUCCCGGAGUUCCUCCGGCGGCUCCCGCCGGCUCGCGCCCCGGGCGGCGACGAGCUAACGGAGCCGUCCUGGAAGCGGACUUUCAGGUGCCAGCGGGCCGGGCCGGGGAACGGGUCCGGGCUCCGGGGGGGCGAGUUGUGCACGGGAACGGAGAGCCCGCCGGACUGGUACGGUCCUCUGCUGACCUCGGGUGACCUGCGGGAGACGUACAACGCCUACACGGCCGUGUACAGCACCGCCCACGCCCUCCACGGCCUGCGCUCCUGCGAGCCCGGCGGGGGUCCUUUUGGAGACGGGGCGUGCGCGGACAUCCGGAACUUCCAGCCCUGGCAGCUCCUGCACUACCUGAGGAAAGUCCGUUUCAGGACCUUCGAAGGGGCCGAGAUUUUCUUCGACGCCAACGGGAACCUCCCCGCCAGCUACGACAUCCUGCGCUGGCAGGAGACCCCCGGGGGCUCCUACCACUUUCUGAAGGUCGGCAGCUUCGACUCUCCCGCCCCACCCGAGCCAGAGCGGCUGCUGGUCAACGAGAGCGCUAUCGUGUGGCAAGGGGGGAGGAGUCGGGCCCCUCGCUCGGUCUGCAGUGAGAGCUGCCCCCCGGGAUCCAGGAAGAUAACCAGACAGGGCCAGAAGCCCUGCUGCUUUGACUGCACACCCUGCCCGGAGGGGCAGAUGGCCGACAGAAUCGACGAGGAGUGGUGGCCCAGCACGGGAAGGGACCGGUGCGUGCGGAAAACGCUGGAGUACCUGUCCUACCUGGAGCCCCUCGGGGCCACCCUGGCUGCUGCGGCCGUCAGCUCGGCCCUGCUCUGCGCCGCAGUCCUGGGGCUGUUCAUCAGGCACCGCCACACGCCCAUAGUCCGGGCCAACAACAGGGAGCUCAGCUACCUGCUGCUGACCUCGCUUGCCCUCUGCAAUCUCUCCUGCCUCUUGCAGGUGCUGUUCGGCCUUGCCUUCACCCUCGCCGUCUCUUGUGUGCUGGCCAAGACCGUGCUGGCCCUCGUGGCUUUCCGGGCCACCCGUCCGGCCAGCCCCCUGCAGCGCUGGCUGGGCCCCGGGCUGCCCCGCGCCAUCGUCGCGGCCUGCAUGCUGACACAGGGGACCAUCUGCGCUGUCUGGAUGGCCGUGGCGCCCCCCUUCUCGGCCCGGGACAUGACCUCCUGGCCGGGGAAGAUCAUCCUGGAGUGCCACCGGGGCUCCGCCGCUGCCUUCUGGGGAGUCCUGGGCUACCUGUGGCUGCUGGCCGUCGCCUGCCUGUGCGUGGCCUUCCUGUCCCGCCGUCUGCCCGGCAGCUUCGGCGAGGCCCGGUUCAUCACCUUCAGCAUGGCAGUGUUUGUCGACGUCUGGCUGGCCUUCCUCCCUGCCUACCUGAGCACCCGGGGCCAGGUGGCCGCGGCCGUGGAGGUGUUGAGCAUCCUGGCUUCCAGCGCCGGACUCCUCGGUUGCAUCUUCCUCCCCAAGUGCUACGUGCUUCUGCUGCGGCCUGACAGGAACACCCGGGAGUGCCUCAUGGGCCGCGGGCUCCCCGGAGCACCGGCCCGGCCAGCGCCGGCCCAACUGGCAGUGACGGUCUGCCUGGAGGCUCCCCGGGAGCCCCGCUAG